AUGAUGGCUCACGUGAUAUCACUGCUUCUGGCCAGUUUGGGGCAUACUUGCGAUCCAUUGUUGCCAAGACAGUCCCCACCACUCAAUAUACACGAUCUUCGCAUUGAUGAUUUCAAAGUUAUCAUGGCGAUGGGCGACAGCAUGACCGCCGGUUUCAACGGAGCCGCGAAAGCAGACAUGAAGGAGCAUCGCGGUCUUGGCUUUUCUAUUGGUGGCGACAGGAACGCAGUGACCUUGCCUAAUCUCAUAGCAGCAGUCAAAGGUAAUGGUGAGUUGGUGGGACCCUCGAUUGGUACCCUUUCAAAGCCAACGAUCAAUGGAACAUGCGCUGGAGCAGACGUAAGCGUUUGUCGCUUAGGCUCAGCUGUUGACGGCGCAGACCUCCAAGAUCUGAUUGAUUUGCAAAUCAAUUAUUUGAAUCAUACCCUCGGCACUGCGCCGUGGGCAGCAAACGUGAGCAUCCUUGAGGAUUGGAAACUGCUUACAAUUUUCUCCGGGCUGGACGACGCGGUGUUUUACAACACCACAGACACGCAUAAGCUACCCACAUCUCCAGAACUCUUUGCGACCAACUUGGACCGUUUGUUGCAUUCUGUAUAUGCAGUAUUUCCCAGAACUUUUGUGAACCUUGUGUUGUUACCAGAGAAUUUCCAGCCCAAGAUAACCACAGCGCAUCUGACUUGUAAGCUCUUCAAGUGGUACUCCGAGCAUGUGGGGAUCCACUGGACUGACACGCAUCUUUGGAUUGCGACCAUCAAGCGAUACAAUGAGAUUCUCAUUGAAGUUGCCAAUACAUGGAAUUUGAAGGGCAUGGGCGACUUUGGUGUGGCCCCUCAGCCCUUCAUGCAGGAGGCGCAGCUGGAGCUUAGCGACAUGGACAGUUUAGAUUGCUUCCAUCCAAACUUGGCAUCGCAUCAGGGCAUGGCAGUAGCUUUAUGGAAUAACAUGCAUGCAUCGUCCUACGCGGAGAAGUCGAGGGACUGGAAACAGCAGCAGAAUGCCACUUGUCCAAAACCCGCGUCACGGCUGGUUCUGAGUUCUGAGAGUAGCAUGUUGGUUGUCUGA
This is a messenger RNA of Prorocentrum cordatum, 1065 nucleotides long. NCBI's taxonomy places the organism in Eukaryota, Dinophyceae, Prorocentrales, Prorocentraceae. The record is from the annotation of a GenBank genome assembly.